This is a messenger RNA of Pistacia vera, 687 nucleotides long. Its product is annotated as protein-S-isoprenylcysteine O-methyltransferase B. Gene Ontology annotation, biological process: C-terminal protein methylation. NCBI's taxonomy places the organism in Eukaryota, Viridiplantae, Streptophyta, Magnoliopsida, Sapindales, Anacardiaceae. Gene Ontology annotation, molecular function: protein C-terminal S-isoprenylcysteine carboxyl O-methyltransferase activity. The record is from RefSeq and is a predicted model, not a curated record. Gene Ontology annotation, cellular component: membrane; endoplasmic reticulum.
AGUGACAGAAAAUUGACUCUUUGUUUUAUCAAAAUGACACAGAUUUUCAAUUGCACAGGUUGCAGACAAUUAUCUCAAAUGUUCUUGGCAGUUUUCUUCUUUCAUAGUUCUGAAUAUGUUCUAGCAAUUUCCUUCCAUGGUAGUUCCAAUGUUACUCUUAAGUCAUUUUUUAUUAGUAAGAAAUAUAUUUGUGUUGUGUUAUUCUUAUUGAUGGAGUACUUUGUUGAAAUCUUUUUCUUUCCUAGGUUGAAGGAAUAUUGGUGGAUUAGUCUUGUAACGGUUAUAAUCGGGGAAAUCAUUAGGAAAUUGGCGAUUAUAACGGCUGGUCAGGCCUUCACACAUCUAAUUAAGAUUCACCGUGAGGAACAUCACAAACUAGUUACUCAUGGAGUCUAUAGUUGUGUCCGUCAUCCUGGUUACUUUGGUUUCCUCAUCUGGUCAGUUGCCACCUAGAUAAUGCUGUACAAUGGAUUUGCAAUUGUUGUUUGGAAAUUUUUUGCUGAGCGUAUCCCAACUCAAGAGUAUUCUCUGAGACGUUUUUUGGGCCAUCGGAUAUCAGAAUAUGCCCAGCAAGUUCUUUCUGGGUUGCCAUUUGUAAGUAGUAGUCUAGGUUCUGUUGACAGAGGAGCAUUUAGUCAUAACUUUUUGUCCAUCAACUGCAAUUCAAGAUUGGUUCCCGUCAGUUAG